Cooperia oncophora is the source of this 270-nucleotide messenger RNA. Lineage: Eukaryota; Metazoa; Nematoda; Chromadorea; Rhabditida; Trichostrongylidae. The record is from the annotation of a GenBank genome assembly.
AUGGUAUCGUUUUUGAAGACCUCCAUGUGCGCUGUCCCACCUAAGCCCACAGGAAAAAGAAGUCGACGCGUGCCAAUCUCGAAAAGGUUUACAAGAAAAUCGCUGAAACUGAGCCCCAAAGAUUCUGUUUGCUGCUUAUGCAUCCAUGCAGGGGUUUCUCAUCUGCAGCAGUUGCGUGCCAUGUCGAAUCUUAUAGUAACAUUUCAAACAGUGUGUCUAGCCCGCGGUCCUGGAUCAGUGGCUGCUGUCGAAAACGAAUAUGAUUCCUGA